Symphalangus syndactylus (siamang) is the source of this 4365-nucleotide messenger RNA. RefSeq names its product zinc finger and SCAN domain-containing protein 2. NCBI's taxonomy places the organism in Eukaryota, Metazoa, Chordata, Mammalia, Primates, Hylobatidae. Gene Ontology annotation, cellular component: nucleus. Gene Ontology annotation, molecular function: DNA-binding transcription factor activity, RNA polymerase II-specific. Gene Ontology annotation, biological process: regulation of transcription by RNA polymerase II. The record is from RefSeq and is a predicted model, not a curated record.
GUCGCUGCGGGAGAGUUACCGUAUUUGCGUUGAGCAGCGCAGACUGUAGAGCAAAGAUCUGCGGCCGGAGACCGGAGGAGCAGGGGCUCAGCUGGGCUGUGAGUGUGGCAUGGGAUGAAAGAACUUGGGGGAGAGACGGGGGGCCUCUCGGCGUGCAGGCGGGGCCUCAGUCAGGGGUAUAGCUGGGGAGAGUGAGGAGGCUGCCCAGUCACAGGGCCAGGCUGAGAUUGGCCAAGGGGACUUUGAUGAUCUGUCUUUGCAGAUGUCAGUGCAGCUGCCUGUGGAAAAGACUUGUGGGUGGGGUCUCUUGCAAGUAGGACUUGUCUCCUUCCCCAGGGUCAGUUCCACCCUGGCCUCGAGGGUACGGAAGACAGAGGAGGUGGCCCUGAGACCCCACUCUGCAGAUAGGUUGACUGAGGCUGGAAGUGAAGAGAGGCCUUCGGGGAGGUCCAGUGGAAUAUUCAGCCGGCUUCCCUGAUGGGGUUGGGGAGAAUGGAUGAGGCAGGCCUUAGGGCCCUGCAGGAGCCCAAGUUUUGGUGGGGGUCGUGGGAGUGGUGGCAGUAGACAGUGCGUUUACAGGAGAAGUGGCCCUUUGGAAUGCAUGGCUCUGUGACUGGCUGCGAUGGUGGCAGUGGGGUGUGUGUGUGUUUUGAGGAGUGUUUAGUUGUUGAGCAGCUAGUACAUUGAAAAGAGCUUUCAACAGUGAGACAGGAGACUUGAGGCCUAGUCCAGGCUCAGCUUGCUCUGUGACCUUGGCAAGUAUGUUGACCUCACUGAGCCUCAGUUUCCCCAUCUUUAAAGUGGGGCUCAAUAACCCUGCUCCGCCCCUUUCUCAGGGCUGUUGUGAGGACAAUGGGAAACAAUUUAAGAGGAACACAGUGCCCUGGGAAGAGGAUCCUUGGGAGAACCAGCAUGAAGGGAGCUGGGUUUGGGGGUGUUGGCUGGGCACUGAGUGUGCUGCUCAGCCCUGGGCUAGGCUUUGCUGUGAGGAUACCAAGAGGAAUCACGCUGAGACCAGUACCCCUGGGAGCCCACACCCUGGUUCAGUGACUUGGAAACCUUUUGAACACAUGCCUCAUUUCGAUAAACAAAGAGCUGCCGCCUUUAAUGUUUAACUGAGGUCACUUUCAAGUUUACAGGGUUGUGUUUUUUUUCCUGUUUUAAGCUUCGCAAAAAUAUCUUUAAAUCAUUGAUAAUGCCACCCUUUUCUCCAAGUUUGGGGUGCACUUCCCUACCUCCCCCUGUCCUUGAGAUCUGGUUGGAGGGAUAAGACAAUCUAGACGAAGGUAACUGAAAAUCCUAGCUGAAACUGAAACUGAAAAUCCUAACUGAAACUCAUCACCAUCUGUCUAGUGUCUUGUGUGGCUGGCUGGCAUGGUGCUAGGUGCUGGGGUUGAAAGAAGGCAGCUCUGUCCUUAAGGUGCUGGGAGUCGGGGGACAGAGGUGGCAUGACUGACCCUCGUUCAGUAUGAUGCGUGAGAGCCACAUGGUUGUGUCACACGGUGUUUAAGCCUGGGGUGGAAAGGUCAGGGAAGGCUUCUAGAAGGUGCCCUUGGGAAGGGACUGGAAGGAGUGUAGGCCGUGCUUAAAAGGCAGUGGAGGAAGAAGAACACCAAUUCCCAGCAGGGGAACUUGAGCUUGAACAAAACGGGGCGAAAGGUGGAGGUUGUGGAAGGUGAGUGUCCCUGCCAGGCUGGGGGCUGGCUAACCCUCGGGUUCCCCGACCCCUCUCUCUCCACCCCCCACCCCCCGCCCCCGCUUCUGUCUCCCUAGGGACUGGUGAUUGCAGCUGGAAGUGCCCAUGACCGAGCUGGCGUCCUCCGGGGGCGGGUCCCCUGCGGGGGACGGGGAGGAGGGUCUGGGGGACGAGCGAGGCCUGGUCAUCCACCACCCUGCGGAGGAGCAGCCCUACCGCUGCCCGCUGUGCGGCCAGACCUUCUCGCAGCAGCCCAGCCUGGUGCGGCACCAGAAGGCGCACGCCGGAGCGGGCCGCGCGGCUGCCUUCGUGUGUCCCGAGUGCGGCAAGGCCUUCAGCGUCAAGCACAACCUCGAGUUGCGGAGUGGGCAGGAUCUUAUGACCCGAUAGGUGCAGGACCCAUCUGGACACAGAGACCAGGAAUGGGGUUCCAUGGAGGCCUGGCUGGCACUGCACCCGGGCAUCAGGACACAUCCAGUAAGAAGACCUGCCUCAAGAGGUGCACUGCGGUGACCAGUGGAGGUGACUGGUUGGAGCCUGGAAUUGGAGGCAGAUUCUAAGCUCUGGUGGACAAACUCCCCAGGCCUGGUGGGAAUCACAGCUGGGGCAGACCUCAUCCUGGCUGUCUGGCCACAGGCCCCCACUCUCUGCUACUGGUGGUAGGACGAUGCCUGUGUGGAGAGCUGGCUUCUCUGCUCCUGCCUGGUCCACCACUUGGCUAGAGUUCAGAGACAGGAAGUGAUUGGUCUAAGCUAACACAGCAAGUUGGUGGCAGACCUGGUUCUAGAGGCAAAACCUUCUGCCAGAUGUGAAUGAGACCUGCAGGCUUCAUUUUCCUUUCUAAGCAGUGCUUCUAAGCACUUUGGAGACACGAAACCCUUGGAAAAUCUGAUGAAGGUUACGGACCUUCCCUAGGAAAACAGAUAACUGACGUGGACUCAAAAACCCCAAGCAAUUUCAGGAGCCACUGGGCUCCCUGAAUGAAACCCAUCCCUGGACUCCAGGCUAAGAACCUCAGCCCUGGGGACUUCACCUGCUGCCCUUUCCUUACCUGUCACACAUUGAGCCCUGAGUCAAGGCCACUGUACAAGUAGUGCCCCUCCCUCCCCCUGGCCAAGCCUCCUUCCCGUGUUCAGGAAUAAAGAAUUCUGAGGAGGAGACCUUUUUAGUCAGUCCCUUCUCCCAGACCUAACGAAUGAUGCAUCAGGUUUCUGGAACCUCAUUUCCCUUCCCCAGACAUUGGCAGAGGUCCCCUGGGCUAGAUUUUCUCUUCUGGUUUUGUUUCUUGUUCUGCCUGACUGGCCGCUGGCUUCCACAAAGGAGCCCUUUGCUCCUGGCCUGGGCUCUGAUUUCACUGUGUGGUCUCAGGGGAAGCUGGACUGCUGUGGAUGCUGGUGGGAGCUUGAGUUUGGUCUGAGUCUGCCCCAGGGAGAAAGAAUCCUGCUUCCACCAACCAAGCCCAGUCAGCGGUACCUCCCAACUGGCUAAGUGUUCAGCCCAGCGGGCUGGGGAGGAAGAGGAUGAGGGCCUCACUCCUGGUGCCUGUGGCUCUAGGCAGGGUGAGAGGUCGGUGGAGGAGCUUUCUGUGUGUUCUCUGAGUGUGCAGCAGUGCAGUUGAAGGGAACAGGGCCCAGGCUGGCAGCAGGGCGAGGACUCCUCCCAUCUUCACACCUGAACCAGUCAGCCUGGAAGCUCCAAGUUCUCACCUGCUUCCCCAGAAUGAACAUCAGAAAAGGCAAAACUGACCAGGGCUGGGAUGGGUUUGGGUCAGGGUGGUUGGAGGGCAGCCUGUGGAUCCCUGCACUGGAGUCUUGCUGUCUUCGAUGCAGUUUGGAUCAUACAUUCUUACCUCCUACUGUAUGCCUCACCCUGGAAUAGCAGAACGCUCAGGGGGAGAUCCGAGAACGAGAAGGUGCUCCCAGCCCCAGGAGCUUCCAAUCUGGCUCUGAUCCUUGGCCGACCUAGAGGAAACCUCCACGCACUCCCCUUCUGUGCUAAUGGUGCAGUUUGUAUCCCCCUCUGCCCAUCACUGUGCUGUGCUUGUUCCUGCCUCUGUGCCUUCCCCUAUAUUGCUCGGACAUGUCCCCUUUCCUCUCCUCUACCCAGCUAAGCCCUUCUGAUCCACGGGGCCCAGCUUCCCAAACCACCCAGCCCACAUUCUUCCUCCCCGCUCCGAACAGGCCCUGUGUGAGCCCCUGUCCCUGAACUGCGUGCUGUCCCACGGAUGCUCCAGUCUCUUCUGUGUGUGUCUUGAGUCCCCAACUAGACAGUUAGCUCCCUGAGGGCAAGGGACUGUCAUUUCCUCUUGAGCCCUACCAGGGUCUAGCACAGGACUGGGCUCCUAACUCUCAGGAAACACUUGUCGACUGACUGGUGCCUCAAGCGCUGGAAGCUUGUCGGUGGCUGGUAAUGGGCAGUGCACGUGGGGAGAGGGUAUGUGAGUUAACUCAAGGGUGCCUUUUACUGGGCUGUGGGCUGGCUCCCCUGGGUCAAAAGUGGAUGUCAGAGGCCUCAGGCUCUUACCUCCUUGGGGCAGUGGGAGCAUCAGGGACCCCCUCCACCCCGACUCUGCAGGAGUGCACGGAAGUGGUCGUCCAGCCUGGAUAUUUCUACAGGUUGCUGACACGUGCGGGAGCUGACUGAGUGGAAUAAAUGUUCUCUCAACAUCA